UACAAAUUCCUUCCUUCACUAACGUGACCUCAAAGGCAGGACUUUCAAGCCAAGUCUUGCAUCUCUGGCCCUCCUCUUGCAGCCUGACACACAGGCACUUAGGAGGGAUGCUGACACCCUGAGAAAAGGGGAAGAAAGGCCCGGUUUCUGAAUGCUGGGGAAGGCAAGGCCUCUGCUUUGCACGUAGAAACUCCUGGGUUCAAUCCCCAGCAGCAACUCCAGCCCCCCUUGCGUAGCACCCAGCCUGCCUCUAUGGUUCACGGGUUCUUGAUCCACACCUUACGCUGCCGGCCUGGGGAGGAGGCUGGGCACAGCCGAGUGCUCUAUUCCAGGGUCUUCAGCCCCGAAGGGUUGGAAGAUGCCAGAUGCCAGGAGCGCGACAAGGAGCGGCUGUGCAGGAAGGAGCAGCUUCUGGUGGUGGCAAGGCAAGUGGAGUCGGCAUGCAAACUACACCAGCAGGCCUCCGGGAAGCCUCACUCCGAGCACCUCAUCCAGCUGCCCGACGAACCCGUUUCUCUACAGGAUGCUCCAUCGGGAGUCUUCCGCCUCCCCCCUGGGGACCCCUUCUCUGAGGACAAGACUGUGUUGUGGUUGGGCGUCCAGUGCCUUGCCUUUGCUCUGGUCUGCGACCCCCACGAGAACCUGAUGUUGGCCGAGAGCACCCUGAGGCUCCUUGCCAAGGUCCUACUGGAUCGGCUCAAGCUGCUGAGCUCGGGCAGCGACAUCCUGCUCAAGGCCGACAGGACGGAGGCCGUCCUCCACAGAUUCCUUCCUCACGGGCAGCUCCUGUUCUUGAACGAGCAGUUUGUGGUGGCGCUGGAGAAGGAGGCGAGCGCCUCCCUUUGCAAAUAAAAGGUUUCUGAAUGGCUUGGCUUCUUCACUGGGAAUCUGUAGAUCAAGCAGCCAGUUUGCUGUAGUCUGUCUGUAUCUCAGCCUUCGCCAACCCGGUGCCCUCCAGGUGUUUUGGACUACAACUCCCAUCGUCCACAGCAAACGUGCUGGCUGUGGACGAUGGGAGUUGUAGUCCAGAACACCUGGAGGGCACCGGGUUGGCAAAGACUGCUCCAUAUUGUGCUCGGUGGUAUCACACUGCGCUGUAUGACAGAGAAAUAGAAAUGAAGGCGUAUGAGGGAGGCAAGGCAUCGGGGACCCCUUACCUCCCCCACAAUCUCAGGUUCUGAUUUUCCCCUUCCUCGAAACAAGCCUCUCCCCCUGAAAUUAUAAUUCUAGUUGUAGUUAUUGUUAUUAAUAAUAAAAGCUAACAUGUGAGCAAUCCUU
Molecule: messenger RNA, 1278 nt
Organism: Rhineura floridana
Lineage: Eukaryota; Metazoa; Chordata; Lepidosauria; Squamata; Rhineuridae
Gene: AP5S1
Product: adaptor related protein complex 5 subunit sigma 1
Exons: 3
Coding region: 253-852 (199 amino acids)
Biological process (GO): double-strand break repair via homologous recombination; endosomal transport
Cellular component (GO): cytosol; late endosome; AP-type membrane coat adaptor complex
Source: RefSeq, a predicted model, not a curated record